This is a messenger RNA of Penaeus indicus, 1343 nucleotides long. RefSeq names its product mitochondrial inner membrane protease ATP23 homolog. The coding region runs from base 304 to 1059 and encodes 251 amino acids. Gene Ontology annotation, molecular function: metalloendopeptidase activity. The transcript is spliced from 7 exons. NCBI's taxonomy places the organism in Eukaryota, Metazoa, Arthropoda, Malacostraca, Decapoda, Penaeidae. The record is from RefSeq and is a predicted model, not a curated record. Gene Ontology annotation, biological process: mitochondrial proton-transporting ATP synthase complex assembly; mitochondrial protein processing.
AAUAGAUAAAUUAACACACCAAGUAACUAACACAUAGAUAACUUUAAGUAUAAUGUAAUGAGCAAAAUUAGGUAAGAAUUAUCAGAAUUAACACAUCAAUAUCCCGAAUCCCACUGAAUUGUAACCCUACGUCCCCCAGAGCAACACAUUUCAAUUUCUUGCAGACGAAUUUGCUUUUGUUCUUAAGAAUUCCAUAUUCCCGACUGAAUGCUGACCUUUCAACACCUCAAGCAUUAAUGAGUGGCCCUUUGUAACAUUGGAACAGAAUACUCUCAUUGUUCAUCAGCUAAUCAUAUUUGAAAAAUGAAUGCUGAUGCGAGCAGUCAGGCAAAUCCAGAUUCCAGUGCUGAUCCUCCAAAAACAGAGGAAAAAUGGGGGUAUGAUCUUUACCCUGAGCGGCGUGGGCAGAAAUACCAACCAUCCUUGACCAAGAUAGCCUUACUAGGUGAAGGCAGAGAAAAUAUUGACAAAAUUAAGUGCGAGAGGAAUGUGUGGAACUGUGCUCAGAAAAGUCCCAUUGUUAAGCUGAUGCUUGCUGCUUUAAAGUCAUCUGGUUGUGAGGUUGACCUUUCUCGACAUGUUGCCUGUGAAGUCUGUGAUGUUUCUGUUAGUGGAGGUUACGAUCCGGAGUUGAACCAGGUGGUUGUGUGCCAGAAUGUGGCACGAUCGGAAGGCAUGACCCAAGGCGUCCUCACACACGAGUUCAUCCACAUGUUUGACUACUGUCGAAACAAGCUCGACUUCAAGAAUAUAGAACAUUUGGCCUGCACAGAGAUUAGGGCAGCCAACUUGUCUCACUGCUCUUUCCUGUCGGCUGUGGGCCAGGGGGAUGCAUCGCCUUUCAAGAUUGCAAAGGCACAUCAGGACUGUGUGAAAACAAAAGCUGCACUGUCAGUCAUGGCUGUACGGAAGGUGUCAGAGCCAGAAGCUAGAACGAUUGUUGACAAAGUUUUCGACAAGUGUUACAAUGACCUCGAGCCCAUUGGAAGACGAAUCCGCAGAAAUUCCUUAGAUAUGCACAAAGCUUAUAUGGAACGUUUUGCAUAUGGUUACGACUAGCCACAGUGGUGUGUAGUAAUAAACUUUGUGAUAUGAAAAAUCUCUUUGGUUUAGUGAACAGUGGUAUUAUAAAGUGGGAUUGUGUGGACCAAUAAGUGUUUUUUUUUUCAUUCAUUUAUUUCUUUAUAAGAUUAUAUGGUCUAUUUUAAUUGAUGAUCAUCUUAUUACUUUCAUUAUUUUUUUUUUCUAUGGAUGAAACAUGGUAGCUGGCUAUGUCUCUGUAAAUACAUAUGUAUAAAAAUGUAAAGGUUAUUGAUAUUUGUUAAUAUAAAUUAAACAUUUUG